Molecule: messenger RNA, 2530 nt
Organism: Engraulis encrasicolus (European anchovy)
Lineage: Eukaryota; Metazoa; Chordata; Actinopteri; Clupeiformes; Engraulidae
Gene: lum
Product: lumican
Exons: 6
Coding region: 319-1353 (344 amino acids)
Molecular function (GO): protein binding
Source: RefSeq, a predicted model, not a curated record
CUGGCAUGCGUCUCAGUCCUCCUCAUUCUUUCUUUUCCUUGAGUGUCUACUGUCUACGUCUGUCUCAUUCUAUGUCUCUCCCUCCCUCUUUCUAACCAAACUCUUUCUCCCUCCCUCCCUCCCUCCUUCCCUCCCUCUCUCUCGUCUGUGCUCUUUCUUUCUCUCGUCUGUUCUUGUUCACUCUCUUUUUGCUCCCCAGACCCUUGGCUGCUCAUUGCGCACGGCUCUCUACCUGCUAAGCCUAGAGCCCCACUUGCAUAACACCUUCACGCACACAAGAAGAAGAAGAGAGUGUAAGGUUUGCUGGGAUCCUCCGCCAUGUUUCCCCUUCGUCUGCCCCUCAUCUGCCUGGCCACUCUAGUGGGCGUGGUCUUGUGCCAGUACGACUACGGCUACGACUACGGCGCACCGAUGGCCGAGGUCCAGGCCCCGACCCCACGCUGCUCGGACGAGUGCGAGUGCCCCACCCACUUUCCCACCGCCAUGUACUGCAACGACCGCGAGCUCAAGGUCGCACCCAUGGUGCCCACGGGCAUCAAGUACGUCUACCUGCAGAACAACCAGUUGACGGAGCUGAAGUCGGGCAUCUUCGACAACGCCACCGACCUGCGCUGGCUCAUCCUGGACAACAACGAGCUGACCAACGGCAAGAUCGAGAAGGGCACCAUCGACAAGCUGACCAAGCUGGAGAAGCUCUACAUCAACAACAACAAGCUGUCCGAGGCCGUGGUGCCCAAGUCCAGCGCCAUGGAGGAGAUCAAGAUGAUGGGUAAUGAGAUAAGCAAGUUCCCCGCUGGGCUCCUCACCGGUAUGGAGAACCUCACCAGUGUGCACCUGUCCAAGAACCAGCUCACCUCCGACGGCAUCACCGGCGCCUUUAAAGGCCUGAAGUCUCUGGUGCUUCUGGACGUGAGCGACAACAAGCUGAAGAAGCUCCCUGCUGGCCUGCCGCCCUCGCUGAUGAUGCUCUACGCCGACCACAACGAGAUCGAGAGCAUCGCCGCCGCCUACCUGGCGAAGUUGCCCGCCCUGCAGUACCUGCGCGUCUCCUACAACCAGCUGAAGGACGCGGGCGUGCCGGCCGGCGUGUUCAACGUCUCCUCCCUGGUGGAGCUGGACCUGUCCUACAACAAGCUGACCGCCAUCCCAGAGGUCGGCGAAAACCUGGAACACCUGUACCUGCAGGUCAACGAGAUCGCCAAAUUCGACACCUCCAGUUUCUGCAAGGUGGUGGGUGCUGGCAGCUACUCCAAAAUCAAGGACCUGCGCCUGGACGGGAAUCAGCUGAGCCUUCAGGACAUGCCCAUCGAGGCGUCCCAAUGCCUGAUGAUGGCACAAGAAAUACUCAUCUAACGUGGGCGUAAAAUAGCGGUCUUUCAUAAGAUAGUGGAAUCAAUCUAUGUACAAUCUAAGCCGUUUACUUUUUUUACCAGGUCCUCUUUUGUUUUGGUUUUUGAUCUGCUCUCCAACUUCUUUUUACCACAGUCACUGCCGAGUUAAAGUCGUAUUCUAUUAAGCUAACUACUGCUCUACUCCUUACGAUAGAAGGCUAUGUCAAAUGACAGUGAAUCAGUGGUUUUGGUCACUGCCAACUUGUUUAAAAGAACAGAUGGAAUUGAAUUGAACUGGUACAGAUUUUCAUGUUACACUCUUUAUGAAUCUCUGAAUAUAUUAUCAGGUAGCGAAAUACAAGUAAUGCUAGCAUGCUAAUACUGCUAACCUGUAGUGGAAAUGCACAUAACGCCUUACAUACAGUCACAAUGGUGUGUUACAUUGGUGUUAAUAGCUUUGCCAUGUACUUAUAGUUCAUUUGUGUCAAUGUUUUGUUGAUAUUUGACAAGGCACUGAUGUAAGGCUAACUGAUGACUACCGUCAGUGGUGUUAGCAUGCUAAUGAAAACUAUCAAGUUAGAAAGAAGACUCAUAAUUUGGACGAAGACGUGAAAGACAAACUUGUUCAACAAACGGACAAAAAAGUAAGGUUGAAGCCUUUUUCAUUGGUGUGGUUUAAUGACACUCCAAGGGUUUGUGCUGUAGCCGACAAGCUGAAAUUGUUACUGUUGCAAAUGUUAAAUUGGUCAAACCUUUGCUGAGUUUCUCUACGCGUCUUGGUGGUUUGCUGCCAUGGGACACAAGUGUUUUAAAAGCUUGAUUUGCAAGACCUGGCACUUACAAUAAAGGCAUAGAGCAGCGAGUGGGUUACUAUGCCUCUUGACCUACUGCAAGUAUAUGCUGUAAUCGAUACCCUAUGCUAGCAAGGGUUCCAAUGAACUGUCUCUGGUCAGACAGAUAGCCUUUGCCUCUCCGAUAUGCUAAAUAUAUACGAAAUGAUAAUGUGGCCGAGCAUCUUUCAAUGAUUAUCGCGAAGGUGUUAUUUUUCUAUUUUGAUGUUUGUUUGUUUGUUUGUUAUGGCCAUAUGCGUACAAUAAUAGUGUGGGAAAGGCAAUAUUGCAAUGAUGCAAAGUCCUAUUACUGAUGAUAUUUGAAUAUGUGUAAUUGUGAAUUUAUUUCAAUAAAUUCAGUUUCCCUUA